Molecule: messenger RNA, 684 nt
Organism: Plasmodium cynomolgi strain B
Lineage: Eukaryota; Apicomplexa; Aconoidasida; Haemosporida; Plasmodiidae
Product: ubiquitin-conjugating enzyme domain containing protein
Exons: 1
Coding region: 1-684 (227 amino acids)
Source: RefSeq, a predicted model, not a curated record
AUGUCGUUAAUAUUUCUGUACAUGAGAAAUAUUUUUUAUUUGCAAGAUGAAUAUAGUAAAGAGAAUAUCGAAAAUGAGGAGGCUUACUUUUUACUGAACAAUGACCGCGAGUCGUUUCUUCGGAAGGUUAACGAGUGUGUGCAUACAUCGAAUGAGAAGCUGCAUCACCAGGUAGACAAUUACAUGUUCAAUUUUGAUGCUGAGGUGGCUAGCCGGGAAAUCUCCGAUAUGAUGGAGCAGGUGAAGGACGACCCCCUGUGCAGCAGGAAAGCAGAGGCGUUCAUACACUGGCUCAUCAACGACUACGCGGGGGGGCCCAGUGGGGAAAAGCCCAGUGGGGAGAAGCCCAGUGAGGAGAAGCCUAGUGAAGAGAUACCCAGUGAGGACCCGGCCAGUGACGAGAUACUUAGUGAGGACCCGCCCAGUGAGGAGAUACUCAGUGAGGACCCGGCCAGUGACGAGAUACCCAGUGAGGACCCCCCCAGUGACGAGAUACCCAGUGAGGACUCGCCCCGCGACGGCGCGGCAGAGGAGGGGGCCCCCCCGAAUGAAGUGACCCCCACGAAUGAAGUGGCCCCCCCGAAUGAAGUGACCCCCCCGAAUGAAGUAUCCCCCCACCAUGACAACGACAAGCGCGAAAACGAACAUGACGACACAACAUCCGUGGAUGCUACCGCCGUUUAG